CUCGGUUCCCCUGUUCUCAAGUUGUCUCUUUGAAUCGCCUGCGCAGUUCAAUCUUUUACUGUUCCAGAUCAAGAACACAAGGACAAAUAGGGUGGUCUCAUAGAUCGAGGACCAGAAGUGAUGCAAAGCGGAAAGAAAUUUUGAGCUCCGUUCGUGUGUGAAUGAGGGAGGAACAGUGGUUGGUUGGUUCGCUGAACAAAAGACAAGAACAAUUAGGUCAGAUCAUUAUUGUAUUUGGUGUCAUUGUUGGCUUCUGGGAUUGAUUGAUGUGCGCCAAUGGCAAAGGCGAUGGGGAGCGAUGGAGGGGUAAAAGGGUUGUUCCUCUUCUUUAUAAAGCAACGAGGGGAGGCCGGUCGUAGCGGCAGGGUUCGCUUCUUCGUCUGUGUUCUUCCUCGAUCGCAAAAGGGAUGGAAAGCGAUGGAUCCGUAGAUGCGCCACUUGGUUGCUGUUUUGUGCUCGUAAAGGAAGGUUUUCCCUCGCGAGCUGGGAGUUUCCGCUAGGGUUUCGGGAGAUGAUGAGCAGAUCGUGGGUGGAUGUGCUUCCGAGUCUUUUCGUCGGCGAAGACGGCGGUGGUGCAAGCGGGAGCUGGACGCUGGAGGAGAACAAACUGUUCGAGGACGCCCUAGCUGAGUUCGACACCGACGUCCCGGACCGCUGGGAAAAGGUGGCGGCUUCGAUCCCCGGGAAGACCGUGGGCGAUGUGGUGAGCCAUUACCGGGAGUUGGUCGACGACGUGAGCGACAUCGAGGCCGGCCGCUUCCCCUGCCCUCCCUACUCCGGCGGGGCUUCGUCGUCGUUUACCUUGAAUUGGGAGAACAGUCACGAACCCUACUGCAAGCGAUCCGGCGUGAGAGGAUCCGACCACGAGAGGAAGAAAGGAGUUCCCUGGACCGAAGAGGAGCACAGGUUGUUUUUGCUUGGCCUAAAGAAGUACGGCAAAGGAGAUUGGAGGAACAUCUCGCGCAAUUUCGUGAUCACCAGGACUCCCACACAAGUGGCCAGCCACGCACAAAAGUACUUCAUCAGGCUCAACUCUGGCAGCAAAGACAAGAGGAGGUCGAGCAUACAUGACAUUACUACCGUAGAUUUGCCCGAUAACCCUAGAUUUCCCUCACCGUCAUCUCAGCCAUCUACUACCACAGCACCUACAUUGUCGAGCCAGUACUCUGCUGUUGUCGAUUCAGAUCAGAAUCAGCUCGGUGAAGUAGCCAGUUGUCCAUCGGGGAAUCAGUUUGUGCAGAAUCAGCUCGGAGCAGUUUCAUAUGGCAUGAAACUACAACACCAAAGUUCGCAGAAGAGAUAUUGUUGAGGAUGACAUCCUCUAACUAGAUGCCUUGCCGGUGCAGGAUUCUCAACGAGUGAAUUCUUGGAAUUAACAAUCUGAAUUCUUGAGACCAAAUCAGGAUUGCCAAAAAUGCUACAAAGGUGGAUGAGAACAUUUAUCCGAUUAUUGUGUCUUGUCUCGAAGCUGAAGAUUAUGAUUCUUUUUAUAUCCAUGGAUCUAUGCUGAGACUGCAACCUAAAAUUCACAGCUCAUGGAUGAGAGAUUGUUGAGAAUUACAUCCUCUAACCUUGCUGUCAAAGAGGAUUUAUGCCGAAUGGAUUUUCAGAAUUAAUCAUAAGAAUGCUUUGAGUUUGAAUGAAAUAUUGAGAUUUUCAGCACAUAAAUCCAACUUUUACCUACUUUUGUAGCCGAAGAUGCUCUAUAUUGAAUUUGAGCAACUCAAUAGCUUGGUGAGUGGUGACACACACAUCAUGAUUCAUAAACAUCAAUUGACACUCCAGUUUAGUGAUUUCAUUGUGUGCCUUGAGAUGAAGGAGCAAUGCUAUAAGCACAUAAAAGUCUGCAAUGGUCAUUGCUCAUUGACCAACCCUUACUUCUGGUCUUUGUGUUCUCUUCUUUAUGUGUCUUCUCUUUGAUAAAAGAGGAGAUAGCUUCAGUUCAUGGCUACUUGGAUUUCA
Molecule: messenger RNA, 1962 nt
Organism: Zingiber officinale
Lineage: Eukaryota; Viridiplantae; Streptophyta; Magnoliopsida; Zingiberales; Zingiberaceae
Product: transcription factor DIVARICATA-like
Exons: 3
Coding region: 512-1309 (265 amino acids)
Molecular function (GO): DNA binding
Source: RefSeq, a predicted model, not a curated record